Molecule: messenger RNA, 939 nt
Organism: Acanthosepion pharaonis
Lineage: Eukaryota; Metazoa; Mollusca; Cephalopoda; Sepiida; Sepiidae
Source: the annotation of a GenBank genome assembly
AUGUUUGCCUCUUUUCUUUUUCUUUACUUUUUCAAUCUUUUCUGUCUUCUUUUUUUUGUGACAAUUCUCUCUUUAAUAAAAUUGUUUCCUUCUUACUUCUUUAUUUGUUCCGCUUCAGAUUUCUUCCUAUUUUUUCUUGUUUUUCUUAUAACUUCACUUUUCUUUCUCGUGUUUUUUAUUAUUUAUUUUUUGUGUAAGUUUCUUGAUUAUUAUAUUAAAUCAUUUUCUUUCCUACAUUUAUCGCCUCUAUUUUUCUUAAAAUUAAUUUUCUUUCAUUUCUUAGAAUUACUUUGUCUUCUUUUUUUUAUUUUAUUUUUUUUAAUUAUCCUCACGAACUUUUUAACACUUUCGCGGUCCUCUCUCUCCUUUUUCCCUCUCUCUUUCUCUCUUCCUCUCUCCCUCCAGUAUUUUCCUUUUUUUACUAUUUUUUCUUCUCUCUUUGAUUUCCGCCUCUCUUAUUCCCCGCUCUUUACUCACUAUUUCAUUUUUCAUCUUUUUUACUUCUCUCUACACAGCGAACACUUCCGCCUCGGGCGCGGGCCUUUUUCCUGCUCCAUCGCUGCAGGGAAGAAAAGUACCACAUCCCAAGAGAACCGGCCGGAUAUUCUUUCCUUAGGCUCUAUUAAGGGCACUACUUUGGCAAGAGUGUCCAAGAACGAGUCCCAGAGCCGAUGGCGUUCCUCAACUUUGGUCAUGCUAGGACGGCCAUUAUUGAAUAAAGAAGCGGCGUGGUGUAGCGUUGUCUCUGCAGCAAAUAACUUGUAUUGUGUGCAUAAUCAUCUAUUGUGCGUCCCGGAAGAUUUCUUUCUCCUCCUACUCUUUUAUUUUCUUUUGUCUUCUAUUUCUUCAACUUACACUGAACUUGUUUAUCUUCUUCCGGCUUCUCUUUCUUUUCAUUUCAUCCUCCACCUCCUCCUCUUAUGUUUCCAUCUUGCUUAA